AUGAGUGCUCCCGCCCCCACGACGGAAGUGCAGCCCCGCUUCCAGCAACUAUUCACGGAGCUGGAGAACCGCUUCAAAACCACGACCCUGGGCAGCGACAAAUGGUACAUUCUCGCCACGGCCACCCUAGCCGCAAGCCCAGACCCGGAGCGCGCAGACCAGCUAUAUUUGCAUCUCUGCAGCCAACCCGAUUACUCAACCGCGCCCGCCCGCCAAGCGCUAGUUCGCCGGCUGCGCGAGGCACUCAUCAAAGCCGUCCCAAUUGUCGGCGUCUGCAAGCCCAUUGAAGCCAUCUUGUCCAUCGGCAAGGUCGAGCGCGACGAGGACAAGGAUUACACCUCCACGCGUGAGGGCUGGCAAUGCGACCAAGCCAACCAUGACCGCGGCACGGCAUGGAUGCAGAAGCUGUACGCGCGCAACACCAGCGGUACCUUGAAUUUGUUUGCUGCGCAUAAAGAUUUCUCUUGGUUGUCGGAGGAGAUUACUUACGGGCUGUUCCUGUCGGAUCGUCAGGUGUUGGAUGAUGUGGACACUCAGCUCGUUGUUCUUCCCGGUAUCAUGAGCCAGAAUCUGCCUAAUGAGACGCACUGGCAUAUUCGUGGAACGAGGCGUUUGGGUGUUCCUAAAGAGGAGGUGCAAGUGAUUUGGGACUGUGUGAAGCUUGUGGCGCAGUUCUUCGAUGUUCAGUUGAAUAAGGUGCCCACUGUUGAACAGGUGGAGUAUGAUGUCUAG
This is a messenger RNA of Penicillium cinerascens, 732 nucleotides long. RefSeq lists its product as uncharacterized. The record is from RefSeq and is a predicted model, not a curated record. The transcript has a single exon. Lineage: Eukaryota; Fungi; Ascomycota; Eurotiomycetes; Eurotiales; Aspergillaceae. The coding region runs from base 1 to 732 and encodes 243 amino acids.